AUGACCUCCCGUUGGGGUUCCAUGCGUAUUGCUGCUCUUCCUCUCACUCGUGGCCGACCACCAAUAACAUACUAUAGCUUACGAAUGCAACGGCCACCGCCUCCACCACAUAUCGAACCGCCGAAAUCAGGCUGGCUUCCGCGGGAGGGUAUCGUAAAAUGGGCUGUUUACAAGGUCGAUUCGACAUGGACGUCAUGGGGACAGGCUAAACCUGGAACAGUGCGCUUUAGAGUGUUUGAAUUCGGCGAACGAUUCUUGGAUCGCUUAGAUUUCGAGGAGGGAGUAUUGAAGCGCAUAGACGUCGAACACGCACCGCCAACGAAACCGCCGAGUGGGUUGGUCGGCGUAGAACGAGAAGAGGCGGAAGCAGCUUUGGCUCAGUUAAAGAUUCCGUUACUUUACGCGCCGAAAGUCACUUCGGCGCCAGAAGCCAUCUCCAACCUCCAAGCUUUUAUCCAGAACCGAAUCCCAAUACACAGCAAAGGCUUUUGGACCUAUCUUCUGAUCGCGCCGUUAACGGCGCCAUUCGUUAUCAUUCGUAUGCCGCUUCAUUUACUGACGCUGUGGCUGAGGCUAAUGUUGCUUUUCUUUGAAGCCGUCAUUCCUAAUAUCCCCUUCUUUUUCUGCGCUUGGAGAGCAUGGUCGCACUAUCAAGCUUUACAAGGCGCUCGCUAUAUAGACGGCUUGUUGAAGACCGGCAAGAUUGUACCACAAUCGCUUAUGGAGCUAGACUCCGUCUAUGAAACGCCGACCACUGAAGAGGGAAACCUCAUCGUUAGCCGUAACUCGCUCGGAAACGCCAUGCGGACGCUGGAAAUGAGUCCUGACGACUCCAAAGAUAUCAUUCGUGCAUACGAACAAGUUCGAAACCGCUCAAAGUAG
Molecule: messenger RNA, 882 nt
Organism: Mycena indigotica
Lineage: Eukaryota; Fungi; Basidiomycota; Agaricomycetes; Agaricales; Mycenaceae
Product: p-loop containing nucleoside triphosphate hydrolase protein
Exons: 5
Coding region: 1-882 (293 amino acids)
Biological process (GO): potassium ion transport; proton transmembrane transport
Cellular component (GO): mitochondrial inner membrane
Source: RefSeq, a predicted model, not a curated record